CGACGCAUUACUCGCCCAACGACGCUAUAUUAUUCAAUAUUCAUCAUAUUUUUUGAUUUACAUAAUUACAUCUCCGUCAAUUAUAAAAAGAGUACAAUUUUGAAUAAAAUUGGUCCGUGUGAACUGUUAUCAAAAAUAUGAACAAUUUUCAAUCUCUGAACACUGAUGGUGGCCGUACAGUACAAAUGAAUGUGGACUUCAGUGCUAAGCUUGAUGAAACAAUUCCUGUCGCUGAAAGUUUGGCUGCCAGCGGAAACUAUGUAGAAGCAUUGGCAAUGUUAUUCUUGCUUAAAAAUCAAGUUAGAAAGGAAACUCAUAUAAAUUCAACUAUUCGACUUUUCACAACUAUGAGAAAAAUAUAUUCACAAGUUAAAGAUAAGGAAACACUGCAGAAAAUUGAGAUAAGAUCUAUGAUUAUACAAUAUUGGAAUAACCCUGACCAAAUAGAGUUCAAAGAAACAAAAUUGAAAUCAAAUGUAUCUCCUAGAGUCGUUACUGAAGGAAAGAUAUGUGUGGAAUCAGAUACAGCUCAAAAUACACAAAAGUUGGCUCAAAAUAAAGAAGAUGAAGUCGAUGUAACUGGUGCUACAAGUAUCACUCAAGAAUUGCAGGUCGAUGAUUCUAUGAAAACACCAGAAGAAGAUGAACUAUUAAAAUGCAAGAAGAACUAAACAAUAACAUACUUAAAAAUACUCAAUUAGAAUCAGUACAUGAAUAAUAAUACUAUAAAUGAAUACAAAAAUUAAAAAAUUAAAUUACAGGAAGUAAUAAAUAAUAAUAAACAAUUUAUGAUUAAUAACCUUAAAUAGUAAUUAUUAUAAAUACAAAUAUUUUCUAUAAGAAAUCAUAUUAAAACUCAUAAAAAAACCAUGUGGAAAAAUGUUUCUUAAAUAUAUAAAGUGGUAAAUUUACUUAUGCCAUCUUUUGGUAUUAAGUUAUUUAAUAUUGUUAAAAAAAUAGGUCAUAUUAUUGUAUACCUGUACAUGUGUUUGAAUACCAAUGUCCUACAAAAUUUUUGUAUGCA
This is a messenger RNA of Metopolophium dirhodum (rose-grain aphid), 1024 nucleotides long. RefSeq names its product 26S proteasome non-ATPase regulatory subunit 12-like. Gene Ontology annotation, cellular component: cytoplasm; nuclear proteasome complex; proteasome regulatory particle, lid subcomplex. The transcript is spliced from 4 exons. Lineage: Eukaryota; Metazoa; Arthropoda; Insecta; Hemiptera; Aphididae. Bases 138 to 671 code for a protein of 177 amino acids. The record is from RefSeq and is a predicted model, not a curated record.